UACAUGGGGUGUGAUGUUGUGUAAGUUUUGCCAUGGAGGCUAACUCCAUGCUUUUGCCAUCGUUGAUGAGGUUAUGAUUAGAGAAGAAGCGCUUUUAUAUUAAGUUACAACUAACUCGGGAAAGAGUUCCAUUACUUGACUUAAGGACACGAUAAGAAAUAGCAGGGACUUCAAAUCAAAAUGUCAGAGUCGGACAAGCCUUCAUUUCCAAAUGCUGAGAGUCGGAAGCUGUGCUGGGCUGCUAGAGAUGACUAUUUCAAGUGCCUUGACAACAGCAAUGAAGACGAGAAGAAAUGUACUCAGAAGAGGCAGGCCUUUGAUGAACACUGCUCGAAGACGUGGGUCAAAUAUUUUCUCCGGAGGAGAGACUUUUUGAAGUACAAGGAUGUGGUUCAGAAAGAAGGUUUUGUCCCCACGGAAGAUGAGAAGAAAACAUAACUGGCCAUGAAAAACCGACUUGUGUGAGGACUCGGAAAUCAAGAGUUGAAGGGUGUUUCUUGUGCUUGAGCUUCAUGUCGGAGUAGUGUCGCCACUGUGCCUCGUAGCAUCAAGCAGAUAUCAUGAGAUGCAAGCAUUUUGUUUGAUUGAAGGCAGAAGAGCUUUAAACAUUUGGAAAUGGCAGAGAGUGCGCUACGAGAUGGCUGGUUAAAAUGGUCUCGGCACAUCGAGAAUGUACUCGUUUUAGCAAAGUGUGACCCUUAUGGGGAAAGCAUGAUUCAUGGUGGAACAGGUGUUACAUUGCGCUAUUUUUAUAAGUGAAUUCCAAAUGUUUAUGUGCUACACAAAAUGAACUACUACCUUUGUGGAACUGACAGUUGCACUUUGUGUCAACUUAACUGAAGCAUGUAACCUGUGAUAAAAAGUUCUUUCUUUGCUUUGCUGAUUUGAGAUGUUUUUAUGACGUUCUGUAGUAAAAUGGGGCAACAAAAUAACUUGCACAAGAGCAUUCUACGUGUGAAUACUCCAACCCUGUGAACUGUAUAAAAUAAGAGGUUUGCACCUUUUAAUUUGAAUUUUGUAAAUGCUCUUUUUUCAAUAAAGUAGUACGUACGAUAAUCAUGUCUCGGCUCGAGGCCGUGGUGUCUUCAGACGUCUGUGGUGAAAACAGGAAAGUGCCCCAGCUCACCGUCUUCUUAUUGUCAAAGAUCGAUAGAGGGAACACUUUGAAGAUUGAGUGAUUGCCCUCAAUCCUACACUUGAAUGGUCACUUGUAGGUCAUUUGAUCUUACACCCUGCAAUCAGUUUAGUUUGGGGCAUUCCAGGACCUUUUUUUUCAAGUCCAAGUCCACAUGGUGUUGCCGAGUUACGGGCCCACUUCUGAACAAAGUCAACGUCUUACACAGUAAAACCAUUAGUGGCGAGACAAGCUGUCCAAGAAAUGCAUUCUCGCUGUAAAAAUGUGUGGACAGGGAAGGUAGACGUUUGAAAGAUGUUGCUGAAAGGAAUAUGUAAAUAUUUAUCUUCUUUAAGCAUAAUCAGAAUAAAUAAUAAUUGCAAAGAA
This is a messenger RNA of Acanthaster planci (crown-of-thorns starfish), 1501 nucleotides long. RefSeq names its product cytochrome c oxidase assembly factor 6 homolog. Gene Ontology annotation, cellular component: mitochondrion. Gene Ontology annotation, biological process: mitochondrial ATP synthesis coupled electron transport; respiratory chain complex IV assembly. The record is from RefSeq and is a predicted model, not a curated record. Lineage: Eukaryota; Metazoa; Echinodermata; Asteroidea; Valvatida; Acanthasteridae.